AUGGAUAUUAAAGAUACUAUUAACACCGAUCUAUCAGAUAAUUCUAUAAAAGAAAGACAAGAAAAUGCUACAUUAGAAGAUAAAAUACCAAGUGAACAUCUAGACAAAAUAGAUAAAACAGAAAAAGAUGAAAUUGAAAAAAUAAAUAAAAAUGAUUUAAACAAAGUUAAUGAAGAAAAUGACAAACAUAAUAGAACAAAUUUAGAUACUUCAAGUAACAAUAACAAUUUUAGUACUAAUGAAAAUGAAAUUAAUCAACAAAUAACCCCUGUUCCAAAUUUCAUUUCUGAUCAAAAUAGCUUAAUACCAAAUUUACCUGAGAAAAUAUCGGAAAAUCCUGCCAGUGAAAAUGAGAACGAAGUUAAUGAAAAAAAUUCAUCUACGAUUAUUGAAACAGAAAAAAAAGAUAAAGAUUUUCAAAAUAAUGAAAGUAAAAACCUUGAAAAGAAAAUUUCUAUAAAUGUAAAAUAUAAUGUUCCUCCCUCCCAAAAAGCAAAUAAUAGAGCUAACAGUAGUGAGCCAUUAUAUAUUGAAGUCAAGGGACUUUUGGAAGUACUUAAUGUUCAAGAUUUUGCAAAAAAUAUAGGUAUAAAAAAUCCAACUUUGAGUGGAAAAUCUGAGAAUCCAUUGACUAGUAAACGUUCAUACAGUGUCCCAGCUAAAGUAGCCUCAAAAAAUGUUCCUAAAGAUAUUAAUAAACAAAGUUAUAAAAAUGGAUCUCCUUAUAAAAUAGAAGGAUUACCUAAAUCAACGAACACACAAAAAAAACCUCCUUUAUUGCUUAAAAAUUCUUUAAAGCAAGCAUAUGUAGUGAAAAAACCUAUUGAUAGCAAAAGUGCAACUAUAGGAAAACCAUUAGAUACUAAUAAAGAAAAAAGUACUUUUAGAAUUUUACCAAAGAAAAAUAAUACUUCAAAUGAGUCAAAAAUACAUCCUAAAUCACUAAAUAAAUCAAACAUUGUUCCUUCAAAGGUAAUUUCUAAUGAAGAAAAAGAAAUAAAUAAUCCUUCUAAAACGGAAAAAUCAUUUAUAAAAACAUCACCUAAGGUUAUUCCUUUGUUAAACAAAGAAAAGAAUGUUAAGCAUAAAGUCCCAUUUAAAGCUUCUGCAAAAAAGACAUUAGAAGACAUAAAAAAUUCUUUAGAAAAAAAAAAUAAAGAAGUUCAUGGCUUUGAGAAGCCAAGAGAUGCUAUAAAUGAUCUUAAUCAAGAAAAAAAAAGUUCAUUUAUUUCUCGAAAAUUUGUAAUGAAACCAAAAUUUACAAUGAAAAGUAUUUCUCUGAAAAAAGAAUCUGCUAAGAAAGCAAAAGAUCUACUAGAUGCAAAAAAAAUGCUAGUAAAAAAACCAGUUUCCAAAUUAGUAAACCAACUAAAACCUAAAGAAAAAGAUAGAAAAAAAAAAAUACAAGAUAAGGAUACUCAAGAUAAAAAGGGAAAAUUGCUUAAAGAUUUAACAGAAAAAGAUGAUUUAAAAAAAAAAGAUAACAAAUAUAUAGAUCAAUCAAAAUCCGAAGGAGAAAAGGAAGUAGACACAAAAAGGGAAGAAAUAGAUGAAGGAAAAAAAGAAAUAAUUUCAGACGAUAAAAAUGAACCUGAGAUAAAAAAAGAGAAAUUAAAUAUAUGUGAAAAAGAGUCUGAAGCAGAAAAAGAAGAUAAAACAUUAGAUGACAAAAAGGAACCUGAAAUGGAAAAAGAAGACAUAGCAUUAGAUGAUAAAAAGGAACCUGAAAUGGAAAAAGAAGAAAAGAAAUUAGACGAUAUAGAAGAGUCUGAAACAGAGGAAAAAAAAUUGGAUGACAAAAAGGAACCUGAAAUAGAAAAAGAAAAGAAAUUAGAUGAUAUAGAAGAAUCUGAAACAGAGGGAAAAAAAUUGGAUGACAAAAAGGAACCUGAAAUAGAAAAAGAAGAAAAGAAAUUAGAUGAUAUAGAAGAAUCUGAAACAGAGGAAAAAAAAUUAGAUGACAAAAAGGAACCUGAAAUGGAAAAAGAAGACAUAACAUUAGAUGACAAAAGGGAACCUAAAAUGGAAAAAGAAGAAAAUAAAUUAGAUGAUAUAAAAGAAUCUGAAACAGAAGAAAAAAAAUUGGAUGACAAAAAGGAAUCUGAAACAGAAAAAGAAAUUCCAAAAAAUUCAAAAGAAAUAGAGAAAAAAAAAAUUGAUAUAAAAAAAAGCGUGGACUUAAAAUUAAAUAGAAAAGUUCCAAAAAAAAUUGAUAAUAUCUUAUUAAAAAAACAAGAUGUAAAAAACCCUCUGGGUUUAAAACAAAGGGGAGCAGUUAAAAAUAAUGCAAUUGCUUUUAAAUCAAAAAUAGAAGUAGACGGAAAUUCAAAAGAAAAAAAGAACUUUAAAAAUGAAAAUACUAGUGAUUUAGCAAAAAUUAGUAUUAAUAAAUUUUUACCACAAAGAAAAAUUGCACCAAUGAAAAAAUCCAUUGAUUUAAAAAAGGUUUCAGUAACUAAAAGUACAAUGAAAGAAGAAGACAAAAAAAAACAAGGAAAAAUGAUAAAUGGAUUAUUAAAUCCUACUGAAAUGAAAAAAGAUUUAAAAACUGAUUCAUAUAAUAAUAAAAACAUUUCUAAAACAAUCUCUACAACACUUUCAAAAAGCAAUAUUUCUAUUUUUAAAAAAAAAAUAUUGGGAAAGUCUAAAACUGAAGACAUUCAUGAAAUAAAAUCAAAUAAAAAUAAAACACCAUCUUCAAAAUCCGAAAACAAUGAAAAUGUAUCUGAACAAGAUAAAAUUAAAAAAAAAGAUGAACUAAAUGAAAAUAGAUUAUUUAAUAAAAAAGCAUUAUUUAAAAAUAGAAAAACCUUAAGUUCUAAAUUAUCAAAAUUAAAUGGCAAAUCUAACACCUCAUCUAUAAAAAAAUUAAGUUCUUUUGGUGAUAUCAAAAAUAAGAAAACGGUUUUGGUAAAGAAUGCAAUGUCAUCUAAAGGAAUUUUUGAAAAAAAUAAAGUUAAUGAUUCCUUAAAAGAAGCUAAACCAAUUAAAAAACUAAAAUCUAAAGUAACUAAGAAGAUAAAUAUGAGUGAUAUUCUAAAUAAAGAAGAUAAAUUAAUGAAGAAGAUUCCAAAAAAAAUAAAAUCUAUACCUUCACAAGUAAAACUAGAUAAAAAAAUGAGAAAAAUAAAAAUUGAAAAUUUGCCUAAAGGAACAAGUAAUAUACUUAAGAUGAAGGAUAAAAAGAUUCUAAAAAAAAGCAAAGUAAUAAAUGAUGACGAAAUAACUGAUAUAGAUAAAAAUAAUGAAUUAUCAGAAUAUGCACCAGGAAAAAUAAAAACCACAAAGGAUAAAGGAAAAAAUAACUAUUUAACUCCAAGAAUAGGAAUUCAUGAACCUAAAAACAUGAAUGAUCAGUUAAAUAUGUCCACUUCAAAUUCUUCUGUUAAACUUACACCACGUUCUAUUACUCCUUUUUCAUCUUCAAAAAGAUUAAAAAAAAAUAAAAAUAAAAUAGACUCUUUAAGCAUAGAUGAUGCUCUUAAAGAAAAAUUAAUAUAUAUGAAUGCAUCAAAAAAUCCCUUAGAUCCAAACAUGAAAGAUAUGCAUUUUAAAUAUAUACCUAAAUUAGAAUUACCUCAACUUUCACUUAUAAAUACAGAUAAAAUUAAUAAAAAAGAUGAAUCAAAAAGAAGAAACCAAAGUGUAGGCAAUCAGGGGUUAUCUAACUUAUAUGAAAAACCAUCAUUUAAUUUCAAUAGCAAUAAAUCGACAGUAUCUUUAAGAGAUUUAUCACUUCAUAUGAAUUUUAAUCCAUCCAAGGAAUUAAUUAGAGAAGGACCAUAUAUUCAUAUUAAUAAUUUACGUGAUCAAAAUACAAUAUUUAAAAAAGCAGAUAACGAAAAACAAAAUUCUAACUGGAUUUUUAGUAAAUGUUGUAACACAAAUAAAAAUAAGAAUUUUUAUGAAAGAAAAGAACCUAUUAUACAAAACUUUAGUUCUUUAUUUAAUGUAAAUAAUAAAUAUAUACCAUACGCUUAUACCUCUGAAGUUAUCGAAAAUCCAAGUAAUAACAUAAAAAUGUCUAAUAUAUAUGGAUCAGAUUUAUUCACAAGUAAUAUACGAAAUCAAGUACUUUUAAAUAAUAAUUGUAAUACAUCUGGAUAUAUGAAUAAUCCCAAUUUAAGUAAAUUUACAUUACGAUUAAAAAAAGUACCAUCGGGUAGUAGAAAAACGACUUAUUGUAAUUGUAUUUAA
Plasmodium relictum is the source of this 4197-nucleotide messenger RNA. Its product is annotated as conserved Plasmodium protein, unknown function. The coding region runs from base 1 to 4197 and encodes 1398 amino acids. The transcript has a single exon. NCBI's taxonomy places the organism in Eukaryota, Apicomplexa, Aconoidasida, Haemosporida, Plasmodiidae. The record is from RefSeq and is a predicted model, not a curated record.